Labrus mixtus (cuckoo wrasse) is the source of this 2965-nucleotide messenger RNA. Its product is annotated as cytochrome P450 1B1-like. The transcript has a single exon. Gene Ontology annotation, biological process: hormone biosynthetic process; progesterone metabolic process. NCBI's taxonomy places the organism in Eukaryota, Metazoa, Chordata, Actinopteri, Labriformes, Labridae. Bases 269 to 1846 code for a protein of 525 amino acids. The record is from RefSeq and is a predicted model, not a curated record. Gene Ontology annotation, molecular function: heme binding; iron ion binding; steroid 17-alpha-monooxygenase activity.
CCUUCAAUCUUGAUGAAAAGACAAAAACUUAUCCCUAACUCACUUUGUUUAUUCAUUUAAUGACGUUUUUUUUAUUUUUUAUUUUUAUCAAAAUGACCUAACUGGCAGUUGAUUGACACUUCCUCAAUACUUCUAUUAUCUGUUAUGGAUAUACAAGAGUUUUAUUGAUUUUUUUUCCCUACUAAUCAUCCAAAAACUAAAUAAACUUGGUUGAAAAGUAAGGUUUUUUUUUUGUUUUUGAGGAAAAAGUUGCAGAUAUUUAGUCACAAUGGCAAUGGACUCUGACUAUGGUGUGAAGGGCAGCAGCAUCAUCAGGGAAUGGAGUGGACAGGUCCAGCCUGCUCUGGUCGCCUCCUUUCUUUUCCUCUUCUGUCUGGAAGCAUGUCUGUGGGUCAGGAACCUCAGGCUCAAGAGAAGACUGCCCGGACCCUUCGCCUGGCCAGUGGUGGGUAACGCCAUGCAGCUGGGCCAGAUGCCUCACAUCACCUUUGCCAAGCUUGCCAAAAAAUAUGGAAACGUGUAUCAGAUACGUCUGGGCUGCAGUGAUAUUGUGGUCCUGAAUGGAGACAAGGCAAUACGUCAGGCUCUGAUACAGCACAGCAAAGAGUUUGCAGGCAGACCAAACUUUGUUUCUUUCCAGAUGAUCUCCGGAGGCAGGAGUAUGACUUUUACUAAUUACAGCAAACAGUGGAAAGCGCACAGGAAAAUAGCGCAGUCCAGCCUCAGAGCGUUUUCCUCCGCAAACAGUGAGACCAAAAAAGCCUUCGAGCAGCAUAUAACGGCCGAGGCCACGAAGCUAGUGAAGGUAUUUUUGCACCACAGCACCGAUGGUCGUUACUUUGAUCCUGCUCAUGAGUUUACAGUUGCUGCCGCCAACGUCAUGUGUGCUCUGUGCUUUGGAAGGCGAUACGGCCAUGAGGACCUGGAGUUCAGGAACCUGUUGAAAAAGAUGGAGAGGUUUGGAGAGACAGUAGGGGCAGGUAGCCUUGUUGAUGUCAUGCCCUGGCUUCAGUCCUUCCCCAACCCAGUCCGCAGCGUCUAUGAAAACUUUAAGAACCUCAAUGAGGAGUUUUUCACCUUUGUGAAGGAUAAAGUGGUGCAGCACAGGGAGUCCUUCGACCCUGAGGUGACCCGGGACAUGAGUGACGCCAUUAUCAAUGUGAUCGAACACAGAAAUGACAGUGGCCUGACGAAAGAGUUUGUAGAGGCUACAGUCACAGAUCUGAUCGGAGCAGGUCAAGACACAAUGUCAACAGUCAUGGAUUGGAUCCUUCUGCUCCUGGUCAAAUACCCAGACAUACAAGCCAAACUGCAGGAGCUUAUAGACACAGUAGUAGGCCAUGACAGACUGCCAUCAAUAGAGGACCGGAGCAAGCUGGCGUACCUGGACGCAUUCAUCUACGAGACCAUGCGCUUCACCAGCUUUGUCCCUGUUACAAUCCCACACUCCACCACCUCUGACGUCACUAUUGAGGGUCUCCACAUCCCAAAGGACACGGUGGUCUUCAUCAACCAGUGGUCGGUCAACCAUGACCCUCUUAAGUGGAAGGACCCUCACAUUUUUGACCCGACCCGCUUCCUGGAUGAAAACGGGGCCCUAGAUAAGGACAUUACUAACAAUGUGAUGAUCUUUUCGACGGGUAAGAGACGCUGCAUUGGUGACCAGAUUGCCAAGGUGGAAGUGUUCCUAUUCACAGCCGUCCUGCUUCACCAGUGUAGCUUUGAGAGCAGCCCCUCUGAGCCCCCCACUUUUGACUGCUCCUACGGGCUCACGCUGAAGCCCCUCCGGUUCUGUGUCAGUGCCAAGCUCAGGGGUAAACUUCUCGGCUUAGUUUCCCCGGCAUGAACAGCAUGUCCCGAUAACGUGACGCAAGGCCAGCAAACACUUUCCACCAAUGAUAUUAAACAGUGAGUAUUUAAAUCUUACUGUUGGAAGGUUUUCGUAUUUAAUAAUGGUAUUUAAUGCAUAUCUUAACACAGACUGUAUUAUAAGUGUUGUUUGGAACUUGAUUUUGAAGAUGUAUUGUUAGCUUCAGGUUGAAUCCAGUUGUUUUGGCUGUGGGGAUUACACGCUUCACAAAAUACUCUAUACUUGGUGCAUAAUUCUGAAUUGUGUGCUUGUUUUGCCUCCACUAUUGUGCAUGUACAUGUAUCGUGUGUGUGCAGGAAUUAGCUACUUUCCUUACAUGUCAUGUUAAACUAAUAUAACUGUAUAUGAAAUCCUUGAGAAUGUUUUAAAGUCACUCAAUGACUCAUUGUUCUUUAUUGUAAGAAGUAAGAAUAUAUUUAACCCUUUUCCACCUACAGCAGUUACAGUUUUUAUUUCAUAUUUCAGGUAUGACAAUAAAUGUAUGAAAUGUUAAUGUAUUUCACUAUCUACUGUACACAAAGUAUAUGAACACAUUAAGCAAAGAAUGCUGAUUGAAGUGGUGUGUUUGUAAAGUGGGAAGUCUUCCAUUAAAGGACGUCGAUGGCAGUCUCUAAGAUGAAAAGGAGACAUGCCGUGAACCUCGUGGACUUCAAAAACGUCAUGCAGCCAGGAUUUAGUUUUACUGUACAAGCACUGAAGUUACCCCAUGCCAAACACAGAAGUCACACCAGUGAAAAAAACAAACACACACACACACACACACACACACACACACACACAGACACACACACACACGCACACACACACACACGCACACAAAGUGAAUUAAAUUUCCUGCUUUCAUUCUCAGAAACACGUUUGUUUACAAAUGAUCUUUUUCAAAGCUAUAUGGAUGUCAGUGCACUCUCUUUUAGCCUCCACAUUCAGGAAUUGAUGUCUAAAUGCCCAAGGGAUGUGUUCCCCUGUUUCAAUGCCGUUAAAUAAACUCUUCAGUCCUUGAAUGUUACAGAGGAUAUUUUUGUAUCCGUGUGUUGGGUUUAUAUGAUGGAGAAAUAAGCUAUAACUAAAAUAAAGUGAUGAUUUGUCAAUGGUCAA